This is a messenger RNA of Stylonychia lemnae, 1155 nucleotides long. NCBI's taxonomy places the organism in Eukaryota, Ciliophora, Spirotrichea, Sporadotrichida, Oxytrichidae. The record is from the annotation of a GenBank genome assembly.
AUGAGAAACAGUUUGAAAUAAUCCUGCAUCAUAGCUACUAGUCUGUGUUUCAUUUAGGUAUUGAAUGCCUAAGCCGAUAACACACAAAUUUUAGCUGAUUGCAAAACCUUUGCUAAAUUGUUCAGAAAUACAUGUGCAAGCUAAGAUACUCCAGCAGCCUCAAUAGCAGCUUUGACUGGAGUUACCGUUUCUUGCCCAAAGAAUGAAAUUUGCCCAGUUGGAUCUGGUACGAGUCCACCAACCUGCUCAUGGGUAAGAAAGCUUUGUGUUACCUGCCAGAUCGAAAAUAACAGAGUUUUCAUAAGAUACUAAUCCAAUGGCUUGCCUGACCACUGUUAUGGAGGUAAACCUAAUGUUACAUCAGGGAUCUAUGAUGUUAAAAUGAUCUAUGAUAGCCCUCUUGACUAAAUUCCAACUAAAAAUUUCACUUCUUAAGAUAACUAUGAUCAAGAAACAUGCAGUCCUGGUAGAGGUGGACAAAGGAACAUCCCAAGAGCAGUAAAUUACUCGAUGGUUGCGAAUGAUACGAACACAGCUAAAUUUAUAGAUGGAAUUGCAGGUUUUGCAUUAAAUGGAGUCCCAAUUUUUACUGCAAGUUCUGCUGAAAAAACUGAUCCAUAUUAUCCCAAAAAUUGGGCUGGCUCAAGCACAGGAAAGGUUGAAAUCGUUGAUGCUUGUGUUGGCCACCCUCAGGAAUCUGGACUCUACCACUAUCAUAUGCUACCUCCAUGUCUGGUUAAUGCAGCUAAUUUGGAAACCUCAAGUGUUUGUGAAAAAGUAUCAUCUUGCAUUAAUGAUGUAAAGCAAUACUCAUUAGAUGCUUAUACAGCAACUUCAAAAAAGAUAACUUAUUUAGGUAUUGCUAAGGAUGGUAGAGCUAUAAUAGGGCCUUAUGCAGCAGAUGGCAAUCUAAUUAGUUGUGGAGACUUAGAUUAAUGUGGAGGUAUGAAGUUAGAUGGUGGAAAAUAUGUGUAUGUCUAUCUGAAUACUUAUCCCUAUGCAAUCGGUUGUUUCGGACCUGGUCAGGCCUAAUAAUAUGCACCUAGUUGUUCUACAAACACUUGCAGCUCUCUUAAAUCUGAAGCAAAAUCAGUCUAUCAAUUCAUAAGCUUUGGAUUGAUUGCUGUAAUAGCCUUGAUUAACAUUAUAUAUUGA